This is a messenger RNA of Orbicella faveolata, 3258 nucleotides long. RefSeq names its product galanin receptor 2b-like. Gene Ontology annotation, molecular function: G protein-coupled receptor activity. NCBI's taxonomy places the organism in Eukaryota, Metazoa, Cnidaria, Anthozoa, Scleractinia, Merulinidae. Gene Ontology annotation, biological process: G protein-coupled receptor signaling pathway. The record is from RefSeq and is a predicted model, not a curated record. Gene Ontology annotation, cellular component: membrane.
AAAGUUGGCAACAUUUGGAAUUGUUAACACAACGGAUUCACAGUAUACAAAAUAUCACUAGGAUAGUUUGUCUCCGUACUUUUGAUUCAUCUUUGAUAUUUUAAGCUAAAAACCCUGGAGACCACUGAUGCUGAUUUACACGCGCCAAGUUUUCAAAAUCAGACUAGUUUUCCACACGCUUUAUCUCUGAAACGAAGUCCGUGACCCCCAUUUCUUUUUCAUUUCUGAAACAAGUAAUUUAUUAUCUCUCCGCAGUAGAGGUUUGAAGAAAAUCUAUCGAGUAGAACAUUUUCGCGCGAACGUCCUUAAGUAACCAUUGAACAGGCUCACCUUUAAGUCAAGCUCGUGAGCGGCGAAGAGCAAAGCGUUUCGGCGAGAAGGAGUCUGGUGAAGAGGUUCGCCAACCCCUAUUAAGCGGCCACCUCCCAUUUCCCCGAUGGUGGCCGCUUAAUAGGGGUUCGACUGUAUUCGGUUCACCGAUGACUUCAUAAAAAACAACUCCCUACCCUCAACAUUCUGCCCUAAAAAUACCACCUACUGGACUGCCAGUUGCGUUCGAGAUUUUAAUUAUCUUUUGUAAUUUCGCUACAGAAAGCUGCAAAGAUCUGAAAUACGUAAACAUAUAUGUAUUUGCCGACCGGGAGGUCCGUAUUUAAUGGGAAAAACUGUGCCGACGUCUUGAGUUAGGCGUGCGCCGAGGGCACAGUUUUCACAAUACGGAUCGACCAAGGCCGGAAGAUAAUGUGUUUAUGUUUUUUCUCUGCGGUAUUACUUAGAAAGCUUCUUUUGUGUUGAAUUUUAAUUAAAGCCGUUCAGUUCAAAUCGGUCGGGCACAAAAAGCGAUACUGCUUGCAUAAUUAAUUGCUUGACUCUGUGCUGAAUGUUUCGAUUUUAAGUUGUUUUACGGCGUAACAAAACAGCAUAAAAAGUUACCAAAGCUAGAAAUUUCGGAGCAGUUCAUACUUGAGGUCCCGAUGGAAAAUACGGAUAACUUGAGUGCGCGCAUUAACCAAUCAAACUCAAGGAUGUAGGAUUUCGGAGCGCCGAGAAGCUGGAGAAAAAAUAAAUCCUGUUAUCUCGGUAACUGCAUUGUACGACGUAAAAACAAAUGUUCUACACUUUGUACUUUAAGUAAAUAUUGCUUACACCACCAACACGAAACCAAAAUAAAAGUUUCAGAGAAUUAUUCAGAUACUGUUAGUAAAUGUUUAUCAGAAAAGGAACCUGCGAGGCUUCUGGUACGUUGCCAAUGAUUAACACCGAUUGUUUUACGAAACAUUCACUAUAGCUACCACUAAUUACAAUUGAGCAAACUCGACAAAUUUGGUAAUAAAAUUUUGUAAUAUAAUUCCAAAGCUUGUUCUCUGUUUCUUCUUCAAAAGGUCGCUACCGCUAACGGUGACAACUCUAAUUAACGAUGUUCUAAUUACUGACCAGCUCCCCGGUUUAAGUAUCACCCUCGUGUUUAAUUGCCAGCUGUUCAUUUCAAGUUGGCAGCUGCCGAGUACGACGAGUCGUGAUCCUUCUGGCCACAGGAUCGAGCACAGUGGGCGGUUGUGUGCCUUCCGACAGGCUUUUCGUUAAUCUCCGGGUAAAUUUGGAGACUUACAAACUGUGAGAACAUCCAUCAGUGAACACGUAAACUGCUGAUUAAAGUAGAUAGCAGUUGUGAUCUCAGUCCGGUGCGGAUGAUCGUGUUGGUUGUCAAUUGUCAAACGUAAAAGCAAUUGUCGGCUCUAAUCAGAAACGAUGGAAAAUAACACCUCCAAAGAACUUUCUCAUUUUAGCAAAGAAAGCAACUCAAUAUCAACUCAGGACAUAAUUUUUGCUGCGCUGUACGCGGGUAUCGUCAUUCCUGGUGUAGUUGGCAAUGGAAUGGUAAUCACCAUCGUGCGAAAAACGCCAUCAAUGCACACAACAACAAACUAUUUACUCUUGAACUUGGCGGUGGCCGACUUGUUAACUUUACUUCUCUGUCCUGGACUUUAUGACUUUGCUUUAACCAAAGUUCGACUGGAAGGAUUCUCAGGGGAUCUGGUCUGCAAGCUUUUUGCUGGAAAUGCAGUUGUUCCAGUCACCAUCAAUGUAGCUGUUCUUACAGUUUGCACAAUCUCAGUAGAAAGAUAUUUGGCGCUUCUGAGACCUUUUCAAUCUAAUUUGAGGAUAAGCGAGGAUAAAGUGAAAUACGUUAUAGUAGCACUAUGGUUUCUUGCCUUCUUAUCUUGCAUCCCAGACAUUCAAGCCAAUACGUUUGACACCACAUCUUCCAAAUACCCAUGCAAACGUCCUUGGAGUUUGGACGAGUAUUUCCUCCACAAGCCCUUCAUCAUAUUCACCUGUGUUGGUUUUGGCAUUGUAAGCUCCCUUAUACUUUUUAUUUGUCAUUUCGAAAUCGUGCGCGGUUUGUAUUUCGCAAAAACAAUCUUCUCAGAAUCAACGAUUACGGAGGCAGAAAGACGAGCAAAGAGGCAACUGGCUCGCCUUCUUAUCUGGUUGGCACUUGUGUUCGCUGUUUGUUCUCUGCCAUUUUCUUUUUACUUUAUUUUCUUGAUCUCCGCCGAUUUCAGGACUGUGCAGAAAAAUUACGAAAUAUUAUUCUCACUGCAUAGAUUAUCUCGGUUUCUACUUUUCUCGAAUUCGUUUUUAAAUCCAAUCUUGUACGCUUUACAAAGCUCAAACUUUCGUGACGGAUUCAACUCUAUUUUUAAUUUAGGGCCACUCGGCUGUAAGCCUUGCGCAAAGAAUAGGAAUUCUGUCAGAAAUGUAAGUUUAACUGGUUUUACUCAAGCUGAGGUAGCGGAAAAUUAUGUUUUGGAAACUAACGUUGAUGUAAUCGCAGGUGCUGAAACUAAUGACUAAAAUAUGGCCAAAGAUUCGUUUGCAUGUCGCUCACCAGUCGGUUGUUUUAAUUGAAAAACUCUCCAACUUUCGGAAAUAAUAAAAUUGAACAUCGGUGGUGAAAACUGAAAACUGACGACUGUUUGCGUAAGCUAAUGUGUAAUAACCGAAGUAUGUUAAGUAAAUCUGACAUCUCUGUUCCCUGUACAAACAAAUGUUAAAUUAAGUUUUACACUGACAUGUUCGUUAGUUAUUACAUGUAAGAUACAUGAUGCUAUUUGCAACUCAUUGCAAAUAAAUUAUGAGGGCUUUCAACUUAAGGCAGGGUUUUAUGCAUGAAGAUAGGUAUUUUUCUGGUAGGCAAAGUUUUGUAUUUUGAUCAAGAAAUAGAUAACUAAGAAAUAUGUAGUGAGUAAUGUU